AUGCAAAACGCCAUCGCUGCCGCUCGCACACGCAUCAAGUCCAACCCACCUGAUAUCUUGCUCGCCAGCUUGCCCAAAUCCGGCACCACCUGGCUCAAGGCCCUUGCCUUCGCGACGCUCAACCGUGCCACGCACUCGCCGUCCGACGCCCAGCACCCGCUCAGGCACCACAAUCCCCACGACUGCGUCGGCUUCCUGGAGAUGAUGGCCAUCACGGCGGAGGGCUCCGGGUGCCGGCUCAUGUACGUGUGCCGGGAUCCCAAGGACAUGCUGGUCUCCUUCUGGAACUUCUGCCUCAAGGAGGCGGCGACGUUGGCCGCCGUCGGUUGCGGCGGCGGCUGGGUCGGGGAGUCGGCGGCGGCAGGCCUCACCAAAUUCGAGGACGUCUUCGAGCUCUUCUGCGAGGGACGGUACCCCGGAGGCCCCUACUGGCGCAACGUCCUGGAGUUCUGGCACGAGAGCCAGAGGAGGCCCAACGAGGUGCUGUUCCUAAGGUACGAGGACAUGCUGGGAGAUACCGUGGGUAACCUCAAGAAGCUAGCAGCGUUCAUGGGGUGCGCGUUCUCCGAGGAGGAGGAGGAGGCUGGGGUGGUGGAGCAGAUCGUGGAGCUAUGCAGUUUGGCGAGUCUCAAGGGCAUGGACGUGAACAAGAAUGGCAGUACGGUGCUGGCCUUCAGGAAUGAGGCGUUCUUCAGGAAGGGGCAGGUCGGCGACUGGAAAAACUACAUGACGCUGGAUAUGGCGGCGAGGCUGGAUAAGAUUGUUGAGGAGGCCACUCGAGGUUCCGGACUCACCUUUGCGGGCUCAGUCUCGCAUAAUUAUUAA
This is a messenger RNA of Miscanthus lutarioriparius, 825 nucleotides long. Lineage: Eukaryota; Viridiplantae; Streptophyta; Magnoliopsida; Poales; Poaceae. The record is from the annotation of a GenBank genome assembly.